Molecule: messenger RNA, 411 nt
Organism: Cooperia oncophora
Lineage: Eukaryota; Metazoa; Nematoda; Chromadorea; Rhabditida; Trichostrongylidae
Source: the annotation of a GenBank genome assembly
AUGUUCGAUAAAGAAAACAAGGGAUAUAUCAGAGCCACCCAGGUCGGCCAGAUUCUCCGAACAAUGGGACAGGCUUUCGAGGAACGCGAUUUGAAGCAGCUCAUCAAGGAGUUCGACACUGAUGGAUCGGGUGAAAUCGAAUUCGAGGAAUUUGCCGCUAUGGUUGCUAACUUUGUGGUGAACGGUGAGGAUAACGAAGGACUUGAAGAAGAAUUGCGCGAAGGCUUUCCGACUCUACGACAAACAGAUCUGAGAGAUAUCCUACGCGCGCUUGAUGAAAACGUCAGCGAAGAAGAAUUGGACGAGAUGAUUGCCGAAAUUGACACCGAUGGAAGUGGAACAGUCGAUUUUGACGGUGAGCAUGACCAAAAUCAGUUAUUAGAGUUCAUGGAAAUGAUGUCUGGAGAGUAA